Messenger RNA from Rhopalosiphum padi (bird cherry-oat aphid), 1639 nucleotides. RefSeq names its product exosome complex component RRP45-like. NCBI's taxonomy places the organism in Eukaryota, Metazoa, Arthropoda, Insecta, Hemiptera, Aphididae. The record is from RefSeq and is a predicted model, not a curated record. Gene Ontology annotation, cellular component: nuclear exosome (RNase complex); cytoplasmic exosome (RNase complex). Bases 360 to 1565 code for a protein of 401 amino acids. The transcript has 7 exons. Gene Ontology annotation, biological process: U4 snRNA 3'-end processing; nuclear mRNA surveillance; U5 snRNA 3'-end processing.
CAGCUCGCACUAAAUACCGCAUGUUUUCAGUUAUGAGGAGGCAACUCAGACAACAAACAUAGAAUUUAUUGGAGUCUGGAGAAGCAAAAGGACCUGCUAACUGAACACAACACUAGACAUAUACAUUUUGUUCUUCAACUAAACCAUUUAAAAAGAUAUGUAUUAAAAAAGUGUAUUAUUAGGGAUAUCAGAACCAGUAUACCAUUAAAAUAGUCAAUUAGAGAUAAGAUUUAACAUUUUAAUAAACAGUAAAAAUUUGAGUUUUUGUCAAAAAAUUAUUGACAAAACGAGUUGGUGGAUUUAUACGAAGUGUUAAAAAGACAAUUUACUAACAUUUAACAGUAGAAACAAUCAUUACAAUGAAUUUAAAUCCUUUAUCAGAUUGUGAAAAAAUGUUCAUAUUGGAAGCAGCAUCUCAAAAAAUUCGUCUUGAUGGUCGUAAAAAAGAUGAAUAUAGACCACUAAAAAUUGAAUUUGGACUAGACUGGGGUAAUUGUCUAGUAACACUUGGUUGUACACGUGUCUUUACUCAAGUUAGCUGUGAAAUAUAUCAACCUAACAAUAGUCGUCCAAAUGAAGGUGUACUACAAAUAUCUGCUGAGUUAGCAGGAGACAACAAGCUUAACGAUCUAACAAAAAUAAAUCAAGUUUUAGAAAGAUUUUAUAAAGAUUCAAAAUGUAUAGAUCUUGAAGCAUUAUGUAUAAUUGCCGAGGAAAAAGUGUGGAAAAUUAAAGUAGAUUUGAGUGUUUUGAAUAUGGAUGGUAAUACUUUGGGAUGUUGUUCAAUUGCAACUUUAGCAGCAUUGAUGCAUUUUCGGCAUCCAGAUGUUAUGUCAACUGGAGAAAAAGUAAUUGUCUAUUCUAGUUCAGAGAGAGAUCCUAUACCAUUAUCACUUCAUCAUCAUCCAGUAAUUGUAAACUUUGCAAUUUUUGAAAAAUAUGAUUUCAUUAUUUUGGAUCCAUCGUUUCUGGAAGACAAAGUCUGUGAUAACAAAUUGUCUAUUUGUUUUAACAACCACAGAGAAAUGUGUGGUGUUGACAUUGAAGGAUGUGCUUCUUUAAGUCAGGAUCUUCUUAUGAACUGUUCCAAUCAGGCAGCUUCCAUGGCUAUUAAACUUGUAGAUAAAAUAAAAUCAGCUAUACAAAUUGAUAUUAAAAAUCGUAGUUCUAGUAAAUCAGUUAAAGGUCUAGAACCAGCUGUUUCUGAAGAUAAUGGUCUAAAAUUAUGUUUGUCUGAUAAAUUAAAAUUUGUCGGCCCAUCCAAUCGAGAAAAUAAAAUAGAAGAGAUUGACGAAAAAAUGGUUGUUGAUCAAGAAGUGAUUAAGAUAACUGAUGGAACUGCAUUCACAACUUCUCACAAAUUGCAUCAAACAAAUGAUAUAAAACAAAAUGAACGAAAUGACGAUUUAAUUGUCAUUGAUCCUGAAAGUAGUGAAUCAUCAUCAAGUGAUGAUAGUGUUGAAGUUGUUAGUCAUUAUAAAUUAGAUGAUAUUAGACCUGUUAUAGGCAAGUAUGUUGUUUCUGAUGAUGACAAUAGUGACUCAGGUACCAUCAUUUUGGAUUAAACAAGUAAAUAAACUUUAUAAUUAUGUGUAAAAAUUUCAAUUUGUACCUAUAUUAUUAAACUGUAUUUUAUAAA